Molecule: messenger RNA, 1446 nt
Organism: Argentina anserina (silverweed cinquefoil)
Lineage: Eukaryota; Viridiplantae; Streptophyta; Magnoliopsida; Rosales; Rosaceae
Product: protein DEFECTIVE IN MERISTEM SILENCING 3-like
Exons: 7
Coding region: 109-1149 (346 amino acids)
Source: RefSeq, a predicted model, not a curated record
AAAAAAAAAAGCGAAACCAGGCAGUGAGGCUGAGUGCCUUCACUGAGUUCACUCUUCUUUCUUCUCUCGUUGGUUUGGUCUGGACAGUCAUCUAUCUUCUUCUCAGGCAUGUCCAUACCAACCCACCAGAAUAAUCUAGAAAUCAAGCGGCAUGAAGAUAAUAUUAAGUUUCUGCAGACUGAGAUAAAUCGCUUAAGUCAUUCAAUCCUUAAUUUGCAAGUAAGUCUUGCAAAGCAUCACUCAGAGAAAGGGAAUGGAACAACAGAUGAAAAUGGUGAUGCUCACAUGGAGGAGGAAGAAACAGAACAGAUUAUGCGACAAGAAGGAUCAGCAGCGACUUUAUUGUGCAAGCUGAAACCAAUGAAAUCUCAUCAUGCGACUCAGGCUCUGAAUUUGGCUCUGACUCAGGAUGUGCUGGGUAUUGUUGGUGUUGUUGCCUCUCUUGGAAGAGUCGAAGAUGACGACCUCAGCAAGAUUCUCUCAGAGUACUUGGGACUGGACACUAUGCUAGCCAUUGUAUGCAGGACACAUGAAUGUGUUAAGGUUCUAGAGAAGUAUGAUGGGGAUGGCAUGAUAAUCAGCAGUACCGGUAUCCAUGGACUAGGUUCUUCUAUUGGGAACAGUAUAAAAGGGCGCUUUCAGGUUAUAUGUCUUGAAGAUUUGAGGCCAUAUGUUGGUGCGUUUGUUGCUGAUAACCCACAAAGGAAGCUCGCUCUUCCUAAGCCCCAAUUACCAAAUGGGGAGUGUCCUCAUGGCUUUCUUGACUAUGCAGUGAACAUGAUCAAUUUAGAUAAGAACUUACUUUCUGUCACUACUAGUGGGCAUGGACUCAGAGAGACACUAUUCUACUGUCUCUUUUCUCGUCUACAAGUCUACAAGACUAGGCGGGAGAUGCUUCUUGGUCUGCCAUGCAUAAACGAUGGAGCUUUGUCUUUAGAUGGUGGGAUGAUUAAAGAAAGUGGUGUGUUCGCCCUAGGAAGCAGGAAAAACAUAGAUGUUAAAUUUCUAGCAUCCUCUGUAGAGUCUAGUAUGCCUGCAAACUACAUUGAAACUGAGGAUAUGCUCAAGAAGCUCAAAUUGGAGCGAACUCAUGUUACGGAGGAUAUGCAAAGGGAACAAGAACUGUUGGACCUUGCCAAGAUGACCUGAACACGAUUCUGUGAUUUUGUCUCCUAAGCAGAUGCUUGCAACCAAGAUGGAGAAAUCAGUAGAUUCAGAAGAUUGGAUACAACAUAUCCUUGCAGGCCAAGAUGGAGCUCUCAGAGGAUUCGGUUUUUGUUUUGUUUUGUUUUUUUUUUGUUUUUUCUUUAUAAUUGUAGUUUUUCAUAUGGUUGUAUGAUGUAUGUAUCAGUAGAACUGGGCAAAGUCUAUUGAUUUUGUUCAUCAGUUCUUUGUAGAUUAUUUUGUAUCAGCUUGAAGAAUAAAUCAGGUUGUUUGAAAAAAAUC